CUUUUCUGUUUAUCUUUAUUUUCAUUGAAAUUAUUAUAAUUUCUAUUCUGUCAAAAAUAAUUGUUUAAGGGUCAUCUUCGAAAUAUAGAAAUUAUUUAUAACAAUAUAAUGUGAUUUUAUUAAUACAAAAAGAUUACAUACCUGUUGAUUGUGAUUCUAUCUCAAUGCUCUACAUGUGCUACAGUAUUAUAGGAAUAUAAAUUAAAUUUUAAAUAAACAAACAAAUAUGGACGCAUAUGGUAACCCAAUUCCUGGACCAUCAAGAGAAUUUUUAAAUAUAGAAACUACUGAAUCAACAGCUGCUUAUGACCUUAUAUGGUUAGAAAAUGAGUUCAACAAUGAUGAUACUAAUGAAGAUUCAAAAGUUCAAAUAAAUAUAUUUAAAAGUUUGAAUAAAAAUGACAGUUAUAAAUUUGAACCAAUUAAAACAAAUCCUAGUAUUCAAGAUUUUUUUGAAAAAAUUGAUUGCAUAGAUUUUAAUCAAGAUGAUAUCGAACAAAAUAAAUAUUAUCUUACAGAGUUAUUAGAACAAUGUAAUAAUUUCAUAGAUAUUUUAGGCCGUAAUAUAGUUUAUUUAGAAGAAAUAAUGAUUGAAAUUCAUAGAAAUAUUGAAAUUUCAAAAAGAAAUGAAAUUAAAGCUUUAACUUGUAUAAAGUUUGAAAAAAAAUAUAUGCCUAAAGUUAAAAUGAAAAAUUUGAAAAUUAAAGCACACUUGGAAAACUUUUUUAAAAUUGGUUUAGUAAACUGCCCACAGAAUCCUCAUCUUAAGGAGUUAUACGAAACUGAAAAAUUAAUGUUAUCGUACAAUGGACGUUUUAUAUUUGAAGAAUGUAUUGAAAGGAAUCGAUGGGAUCAAGAGUUUAAAAAUAAAUUGGAAAAAGCAAUACAUACUGAAGUGUUAAAUAAAUUAAAAAUUCCUAUGCUUGAACAGCACUUGCGUCUUAGUAUAGAGGGAAAUAAACAAACUAAUCCAAUUAUUAAACAAAAAAUUGAAAUUGAAAUGUUAGACCUAGAAAAAGAAUUAGAUAUUAUAGCGAAAACACCAUUUAAGCAGUUAGUCUUUCAGUUUAUGGAUUCAGACGCAAAGUAUGAUUGGCUACACAUUGCAAAAGAAGUUGAUAAACCUGAUAUACAAUGUCAAAGGUUUUGGAAUUUAAUUUUAAAACCUCCCAUAUCUAGAGCUAUAUGGACUAAAAGUGAAGAUGACCGUUUAAUUCAAAUUGUUGCAAAAAAUGAGGAAAAAAAUUGGCAAAAAAUAGCUGAUGAAUUAGAUAUUAACCGUAAUGCGUUACAAUGUUUUGUUCAUUAUCAAAAAUAUAAAAAAAUGAUUCACACAAGAGGUAAAUGGACAAAAGAAGAAGAUCAGAAACUUGUAGAGAUAAUUAAGAAAAACUCAAUAGAUAAUAUCAUCAAUUGGCAAAGAGUAUAUUUUGCUAUGCAAGAUAAUAAUAGAAAUGUUUAUCAAAUCUACUCCAGAUAUAUGCAAAGUUUAAAACCAGGCAUCAAGAAAGGGUUUUUGACUGAUAAUGAAAAAUUUAUUAUUAAACAAGCUAAAAUCCAAAAUAUACCCCCAUCGAUAGUAUCAAUGAAUCUAACUAAUCGAACUCCUACACAAGUUCGUAAUGCUUAUCGUAGAAUUUUAUUAAACAAUGAAGAUAUUUAUAGAGGUGGUUGGUCAGCUGAAGAAGAUAAAAUAUUAAUGCGUGCUGUAAAUUCUUUUGUGCCUAAUGAAUUUAGUUGGACACAAAUAUCUCAACAGGUGCCUAACCGUAAUGAAGAACAAUGCCGUCAUAGAUUUAAAUUAAUUGAAAAAAAAUUAAAAAUUAAUCCAAAUUUAGAUGUUGAUGAUCUUUCACGCCGAUUCCGAUCUUACAAGUAUAAAGAAUUAGCUUUUUUUCCAGAAGAUGAAUUAAAUUUUGAUUUACAAAAACAAUUUAAACUCAAUCGCCAAUUUCUUAAAACAUCUAAUAUGCCAAUGGAAACAAUUGCCGAUCUCAAGUUGAAGAGAGCAUACUUGGAAAAUAAUUUUGUUAUUAACAAUUGCAAUAUGUCUAGUAAAUGUGAUCUCUACAAACACAUACUUGAUUAUUUGGGAGCUAAUUUGGUUGCACCUAAUACGUUUACCCACACAGAUGAUUUGAUUGAUGCUGGACUUAUGAGCAUGAUGUCAUAUAUACAAGAGUAUUCCAUUGAUGUAAUGACUUUAGAUUCUAGUAAGGUGGAGCAUAAUUUGUGUAACCCACUAUUAACCCACGAAGGAGUUCACAAUGUCUUGAGAACAAGUGAUAUAAUCAAUUCUGAUCUAAGUGAAAUAGAAGGUUUAUUAGACAUUAGAAUAAAAAAUAUUCAUAAGGAACAACCAAAAGAAGAUUUAAAUUUAAAUAAUUCUACUAAAAAAAUAAAAGAUCCACUACUACCUCUACAGUUCAUUGGUUCUGUACCACCAAAUUAUGAGACUUUUAAAAUCUUGUAUGCAUAUAAGAAUUCUUUAACUUCAUUCAUGAAAAUCGAUCACUGUAAAGAUUCCAAUAUGGAUUUUGAUUGGGAUGACGAAGAAUCUAUGAAAUUAGAGAAACGCCUUGUCGCCAUGUUAAGGUUACCAACAUUAUUUUCUAAUUUGAUACCUUACAAUGCAGCAAACAUAAAUAUGCUUGUAAAUGCUGACAAAGUUAAUAAGGAAGAGAUAAAAAUAGUAUCGUCUUCAAAUUAUUCUAAAGUUAAUUAUGCACACCCUAAAAAUAAAAAAUACAAUUUCAAGUUUAAAAGUUUUUUAUAAGUAUGUUUUCAAAUUUUAUUAAAGAUAACAUUAGUAAUACAAGUAUAAGUACGUAUA
Messenger RNA from Aphis gossypii (cotton aphid), 2833 nucleotides. Its product is annotated as myb-like protein L. The transcript is spliced from 4 exons. Lineage: Eukaryota; Metazoa; Arthropoda; Insecta; Hemiptera; Aphididae. The coding region runs from base 227 to 2776 and encodes 849 amino acids. The record is from RefSeq and is a predicted model, not a curated record.